CGGCAUUGUCUGCACUUGGUGCAGUAUGUUUUGAAAGAGCAGAACGACAGGAGUGUUAUUCGAUCGCCUGGUGUAUUUUUGUGUUUUAUCUUGUCCAACGUACAGCUUAGCACAAAACAUCAUGAGUUUGGUCAGGCAAAAUUUUCACGAGGACUGCGAAUUAGCCCUCAACAAGCAAAUCAAUAUGGAACUGUACGCCAGUUACGUCUACCUAUCUAUGGCUUAUUAUUUCAACAGGAGCGAUGUCGCUCUGCCCGGUCUUUACAAAUAUUUCAAAAAAGCGUCCGACGAGGAAAGGGAACAUGCCAUGAAAUUUAUGGCGUAUCAGAAUAAAAGAGGCGGCAACAUCAUUUUGACAACCAUCGAAAGCCCGCCCAAAAAUAAUUGGAACGCAGCUAAAGAUGCUAUGUCAGAAGCAUUAGAUCUGGAGAAAAAAGUUAACGAGAGUCUCCUGGAAUUGCACGCUCUCGCCUCAUCACACAACGACCCGAAUUUCCUAGAUUUCUUAGAAACCGAAUACCUGCAAGAACAAGUGGACUCCAUCAAAGAAAUUGCCGAUCACGUGACAAAUUUGGAACGAGUUGGCGAAGGACUCGGAGUAUACAUUUUCGACAGGGAACUCAAGGAUUAAAAUAUUAUUGAAGAAAGGAAUAGAAAAUUAUUUUGAAACAAUUAAUAUACUUUGCACAAACGGAACUUACGAAUGCAAUUUACAAUAAUGAAAUCAAAAGAUUAAUGCAGUUUAGAAGAACGAAAGAAUAUUGCAUUUAAACAGAUUCUAUCGAUGGUACAGUACUUGCAUAAUUCUGAUAAGGACAUUUCCGACAAGUUACUACAUACUUCCUCGAAUGCCACAGACUGUCAAUUCCAAAUAAAAUCAGUAGCUUUUAACGUGUUAUUAGAUGUAAUGAAUACUGCGAUGUACUGCGCAACGUUGUGUUAACUUUAUUCGCAAUAAAAGUUGAUAAUUCUGA
Molecule: messenger RNA, 974 nt
Organism: Megachile rotundata (alfalfa leafcutting bee)
Lineage: Eukaryota; Metazoa; Arthropoda; Insecta; Hymenoptera; Megachilidae
Gene: Fer3HCH
Product: Ferritin 3 heavy chain homologue
Biological process (GO): iron ion transport; intracellular iron ion homeostasis
Cellular component (GO): cytoplasm
Molecular function (GO): ferric iron binding; ferrous iron binding
Source: RefSeq, a predicted model, not a curated record